GCCGAGCUCCGUUUGACUUGAGUUCGCAGCCCUCGCGUUUUUGGGGGGCUUAUUCCCGGCAAACAUGGCGACGGGGGCAGGCUGGCAGCCUCCGUACAGCACCUCGACGGGCAACACCAAAUAUGCCCCUUCCCCGACGUCCAGCGUGUUCUACGAGGGGAGUUUAACGCUGGAAUACACGCAGGACCUGCAUUUGAAGAUGAGCAAGAAGAUAGCCCAGCUUACCAAGGUCAUCUACGCUCUCAACACCAAAAAUGACGAGCACGAGGAGGAAAUCGAGUCUCUGAAAGAGGCCCACGAGGAUGAGGUCCAACACAUAGUGACAGAAACCAGAGACAAGAUCAUGCAGUACAAGAGUAAAAUGGCGGACGAGGCAGACCUGAGGCGACGGCUGGCCAGUCUGGAGGAAUCCGUCGAGCUGCACGAGCACAUGAAGAGACAGGCCUUGGCUGAGUUUGAGAUGUACAGACAGAGGAUGGAGGACUCACAGCUCUGCACCGAGGCCCAGCACACACAGAGAGUGGUUUCAAUGAGCAGAGAGGUGGAAGAGAUGCGUCGGGAUUUUGAGGAGAAGCUGCGAGCUUUCAGCCAGGCUCAGGCCCAGUUUGAGGCAGAUAAACGGCGAGCACUGGAGGAACUGAGAGCCACACAUCUGCAGGAGGUGGAGGAACUCCACAACAACCAGCAGAACCAAAGCGCCACCUCCACUGAGGACCAGGAGAAACUGGCUGAGCUCCAUAGACAAGAGGUGGAGGCAUUAAUGGAAAGAGUUGAGGAGAUAACAAAAGAUAAGGUUCGUCUGGUGGAGGAGUAUGAGGCCAAGCUGGCUAAAGCUCAGGAAUAUUAUGAGAGAGAGCUGGAAGCCAUGAGGAGAACACACCAGCUCACCACUGAGAACCUGCUGGCCUGGAAGAGGACUGAGGUUGAGCUCCGUAAGGAGUUCCAGGCUCAGGAGGCAGCACUGCAGCGUUCGCUGUCCAAGCUCAGGAGUGAGCUCCAGAAAGCCCAGGAGGAAGCGCGGGAGAAUCGAGACAAGACCAACAGGCUGCAAACAUCACUGGCCAAUGCCGAGGGAACCAUUAAGGCAUGGUUUUGCAAACCUGUACCGAAUGUUGCAUUGCUGCAGCAUAAUGACGCGUACAUGCACGUCCUUAUGUAUGUGCUCCAGAAUCUGCACAAGCAGCUUGAAGAAGCCAUCCAGGACGGAGAGAUCUGGGUGAUGCAGCUGAAGGACACCGAGUAUGAACUGGAAGGCAGCCGGGAACGGGUUCAGCAGCAGGCAACUGAAAUCCUCCACAAAGCCAGUCAGAUCGGUUCCUUGCAGGCCACCCAGAUGGCUCAUGAGGCAACCAUCAGGAACCUGGAUCAGGAGCAGUGCCGCCUCAGGGAUAAGAUCAGCAGGCUGGAGGAGGAGAGGGAGGCUGUCCUUAACCAGAGUCAGGCGGCCAACGAACAGCACAAACAGCAAGUGCUCAAACUGGAGCAGUCUCUACGUGAAGAGCACCAGGGCUAUGAGAAGGAGCUCUCCAGGUUGAGGGCGCACUAUGAGGAGGAGACCCUUCGCUUUAAGGAGGCGCAAGUCAGAGCACUGGAGGAGCUGGAGGAGAAGCACCGGGCCAUGAGGGACGAGGCUCAGCAUGAGAAAGAGGAGGAGAGGAAACACCUGAUUGCAAAACUGAGCCAGGAGUUUGAGAUCAAGCGCCUGUCAUUGGAGGAGCAGAGAGACCGUCUCCAACAGCAACUGGACAAUUUGAAAGAGGAGCUCUCAGCCAAAGUCAACAUGGCCAAUCAGGAAGUGUCACACCUCCAGGAGCUGGUCAGAGAGGGGGAGCAGAACCUGAACUCAGCUCAGACACAGAUCAACUGUCUGAAGGAAACUCAGGACAAGCUCAGGAUAGAGCUGGAUGCCACCAGGGCCCGGGUUCGGGAGACCAGCAACCUGCUGACCGACCUGCAGGAGGAAAUUGAAACCCAGAAACAGCAGCAUGAUGCCAGAGUGAUGUCCAUCCGAACAGAGGAGAAACAGAAGAUGGACAAGAUGGCAGAUGACUUGGAUCAGAAAUGGAGGGAUGCACUGUGCGAAGAAGUGCGCUUGUUAAAAGAGGAGUUAAAUGAGGAGUAUGAGGCAGACAAACAGGCAGCGCUGACUCAGCUCUCACAGCAGAAGGAGCUGGAGAUGAUGGCUGCUCGAGAGGGCUGGCAGAGGAAGGUCGAGGACCUGCUUGAACAGAUUGCUCUGCUGAAACAGUCCCUGGAGCUGCAGUUGUCUCAGUCUCAGUCGGCUCUCCAGCAGCUGCAGUCUCAAUUCAACCAAGAGAGAGAGCUGCUGAGCCAGCAGCUUAAAGAAAUGCAGAGAGAACAUCAGAGGCGGGAGCAUCGAUUACAGGAGGCUCACUGCUGUGCCCUCAGCACCAUGGAGGAAGCCAGGCAGCACCAGAUCAGAGCCCUUGAGGAACGUCUGAAGCAGGAGCAGCGGGAGGAGGUUCAUGCUCUGAAGGAGGCCCACAGGAGGACCUUAGAAAUCCUGCGGCAGCAGUCAGACCAGGAGCUGCAGACUCUGCGCUUUGAGCUGGAGGAUGAGGGGAAAGCGAAGCUGGCUUCUCUUCGUGCAGAGCUGAAUCACCUCCAUGCCACGGCCAUAGAGCAUCUAAAGCAGAUCCACAUUAAAGAGCACACUGCCGCCAAACGAGAAGUGGAAAAAGCUCUGGAGCACAGCCACCAGCAGGAGCAAGAACUCCUUGUUCGCAUCUCUGACCUGGAGGCAGAAGUGUGUUCCCGUAGUAACCGCAUCACAGAUCUGGACCAUGAGAUCCACUCUCUGAAUGAGACUAUCGACACUCUUACUAGAGAGCUGGAACUGAAGGGAAAAGAGGUGCUGCGGGUUCGCAGUGAAGCCAACCAUCAGAUUAGAGCCCAUGAACAAGACCUUACAAAGAGGCAUGAGCGAGAUCUAGGGGAGAUGAGUGCAGUUCAUCACAGAGAAACACAUAUCAUUUUGGCUGACUUCAACAAGGCCCAGGAGGUUCUCAAAGAUAAAAUUUCUGCUCUUCAAAUACUGUUGGAGGGUACAGAGGAGAAGUUAAGAAAUAGAGAAAGCAGACCAGAAGACCUGCACGUUAUAGCAGAGCUCAGAGAAAUGGUCACUGAAAGAGAAGCUCUGGUCAAAAAGCUUGUGGAUGACAAGAAGUUUUACCAGCUGGAGUUGGUUAACAGAGAGACGGGCUUCAACAAGGUCUUCAACUCCAGUGCCAACGUUGGUGUCAUCAAUCCCCUCAUAAAGUCAGCCCUCCGAUUCGUCAGCCCUCCCACCAUGAGUCAUGAAGGCCGGGAAGAGGAGGGACGAGAGGUGGAGGAGCAUCCUCCUCCUCAUCCUCCACAUCAUCCCAUGCUAAGCCUUGCUCUUCCUCAUGCUCCUCAGGACCCCCUUUUGCAGCAUCAGGGCCUGCAAAGCUUUAGGAGCCCUCCUGAAGCCAGCACUGUGACACCAUCAGGCCCAAGAGGGAUGGAGGCAGCAAAAGGCAGAGAAUAUGUUACAAAAGAAGAGGAGCAGUACUCCCAGUACUUCUCUUUCUGACUGGCAAAAAAACUCCCCAAUUCUUUAAUGAUGACACGGUCAGCAGUCAGCGAUCAAAGAGCAGCCAUUAAAAGUCCCUUGAUGGAUGGAGAAGGAUAUCAAAUAUUAGGUCUGAAUCCCAUCACUUCCAUUUGGCACUGAGAUCCCUGUGCGACUUCAACCUUAGGGCUUCCAUACAUGGUGAGCAUGACGGGAUAGCGUGACAUGUUGGUGUUUUCGUCCUGAAUGUGUAUGAAAACAUUAGCUGUUCCUAAGUUGUCCUGUCAUUUACACCAUCUGCUGUUCUGCUAGUGUGGGACAUUUGGAUGAGCCCUGCCACUUCACAAAGCAGCUGAAACGUGGUGACAAUUUCAGUCGAAGAAGAAGUUUGUGUGAGUCACUUUUUAUGCACCAAUUAACACCACAAAACCAGUGUAAAAUAGUCCAGGCUUAAACACUUCAGAAUUCUCUGUGACAGUCAAGUCAUUUGGAUGAUCAACAGAUUUGUUUUUCAGAAGCCUCUGUAGUUCCCUAUUGGAGUAAGAAUACGUUCAUUCCUGAAAAGAAAGAACAGACAGUACAGUGUAGGUGGCAAAAACUUUUGCUCAUGCAGAUGUUGACGAACUGCAGGAGAGCAGUGUGUGAGUUUUCCUCUUCAUCAGUGUGUCUUAAAGCUAAAAGUCUGACUGGGAGCUCCUUCAGAGUCCAGACUGAGUGCAUAACAAAUGAGUAAUGCCUUGAUACUCACCAUUAGUCUCUUAUGUAGUUCAUCCAUUUGCAGUCUAAUACGUGUAAGAGGAAAAGGGACAGAUGUUGCAGUCAUUUCUGGUUGUGUUUUUGGUCUCCGUAGUGAGAUAAACGACAGUAAAACCACAAUAUUGACACCAGCAAAAAAAAGAAAGAAAAAGAACGGCUUUAGCUUUCUGUCCCUGUACUUUUACGUGAUAUAUAAUGUUCAUUUUCUUUCUGAGGGGUGCUUGGUUUUAACUUUUUAGACAUCUCAACGGUUCAAGAGGGAAACAUCGGAACAAAAGAAUACAUUUUUACACCUGUUUUUCUAUGGUCUGUUUUUGAUACCAGGGGAUCAGAGAUGUAAAUGGUAGGAGUUCUGUCCGUGACACACAGACGUUGAUUGACUCAAAACCUCUUUUUUUUUACUCUUAAAUGCCAAGAUUUCAUGGCGAGCGAGGAGUCAGGGACUGAACUCUACUGGUGCAUCUCUACCGGCGAGGCAGACCAUAGAGCAUGUGAAAACAGAAACGCUCACAUCUCCACUUUUCAGUGACCUGUGCUGGAUUCCAUUCAGUAAUCUGUACAGUUUCCAAACUGCAUGGGCAUCAUCAGCCUGAGAAAAGUGGGCAGACAGACACGAGUUUCAGAGUUUCCUUCCUGCCAGAGUCCAUUUCGCACAUUUCAGUUCAGCAUGAUGAACACUCGUCUUCCUAACAGAAUCGGCUGAGGCUUCAGUGGCUCAGAAAGUGUUUGCACUUUCACUGUUUGUACGGUUUAGAGCUUUUCAGACACCAGAACUGAUUAUGUCACCCCGUACAGAGUCAUUUCAGAGAAUUGACUUACACCUCUCCGGCACCGUCUCUACCAAAAUGAACAUUUUUAGGUGAAAUGUUUUUAUUGACUUUCAUAAGCCCCAGCAAAUAUUCAGCCAAGGUGGGACUUUUUAAAUCUUGAUCUUACUCGGUGCAUAGAUCCUCAUGUCUGGAGACUGAUAUCGAUCUCAUUUGACUUUACAUGGGGACAAUGGGAGGGGUAUUUCACCCACAGAACUAAGCUCAAUCAUUCAGUGAAGAGUAAAACACUUUUGACAGCCAGGUUGUUUGCAGACAUGCUUUGAACCUGUCACAUGAGGAAAUCAGACUGUAAAUACCCCAAAGGAUCCCCAGUUACUGUAGUGAUGUGGCCUGCUGGGAAUGGGGCCACUGUCAGCAGAAUAGUGACACUGAAGCUGAGGUUGUGCUGAAUGUCUUCGAAGCUGUUAUAACUGUAAAUACUGCCCUGUAUAAAGGACUAAUAAAAGGAAAUUCCACUGACCUCUAUGACACUGAACCACAGUUGGUUCAUUCCUCCAUGCACACUGUGAAGUUUAGAUUUAUUCUACUGUAUGAUUUCUGACAUUUUGGCUGGUGGGUCUGCAUCUGUCGGUGCUCCUUCUUUUCUUCAUUUCUCAUAUCCAAUUCUACUGAAUCAUCUUCAGAUUUUCUUUAGCUGAAUAUUUCAGCAAUCCUUUGUUUGUCUUCUUUCCUGUCUAGAUAUUUGGUCUAAAAUAAAACAAAAGCUGGAACCAAGACACACAUCCUGUAGGAUUGUAAUGCCUCACACGAUCGUUAAAGGACUAUUUCAAUAUUUAUUUGUUAAUAAUAAAUUUUGUUAUAAAGUAUAAAGUGUGUUAUAUUGCUUUUCAUCCUGUCGCCAGUUCAGCACAGAUCACUUUACUUUGUUUUAAAAUAAUACCUAAAUGUUGCUGAAAAUAGAUCAUUGUGACUGUCUCUUUGCUUUUAUGGUCUGGUUUCCACAAGCAGAACAUAAUAUAUUUGUUUUAUUACUUCCUUACAGCAGGUUUUAGUUCACAUAAAUGUAUAUAAAUUAUUUUAUUUAGUUCUUCCUUGAAAAACAUCAAUUUAUCUGCACUUCAUUUGAUUUUGUCAUGAGCUGUCCUUUUGAGUUAAUCGUUUAAUUCAAACUUGCAAAAAAGUGGAUGAAGGUAUUUUGGCCUCAACAUCACAUUAAAUUAAUUUGUCUAAAUGUUUAAUUAACUGAACUGAAAGUGAUCUGAUGUCACCUCAUGGCUUGUCAUUUGAUCAUCUCUGUCUUGCUGUUUUUGACGUAAACGCACAUAACAGUGAUAUCAAUAACAAUAUAUUUAUAUCAUUUCUGUUGUAUGUUAUGGAACUAUAAAAUUCUGAUUGUAAG
Molecule: messenger RNA, 6478 nt
Organism: Menidia menidia (Atlantic silverside)
Lineage: Eukaryota; Metazoa; Chordata; Actinopteri; Atheriniformes; Atherinopsidae
Source: the annotation of a GenBank genome assembly